ACCUUCUAUGAAAUGAUUAGUUUAAAUUGUUAUCAUGUUCGCAAUUUUAAAAGAUGUUUGAAUAAUUUUUUGAAGAUGCCAUAUUCGUAGAGAUGCAGAUUAGAUGUUUAACAGAUAUUAUAUUAUGGAAGCGCAAACAGAUCCACCUGUUCCGCGGCCACAAGUCAAUUCAUUAACUUCAUUUCCUGAAAUGUGGUAUUACAUAUUUUUAUGGGCCUUUAUCUCUUCUGUUUUUGUUCAUACCAUAGCUGGUGCAAUCUGCUUUGGUACGUUAAGACAACAUAAGUAUGGCAAAUUCUUCCCAUUGCUGAUUAUAAUAAUGGGAGUAUUGUUACCACUGACAUCAGGAGUUCUUAGCUCCGCAGCUGUUGCUUUUGUAUAUAGAGCAUCACGUUAUCCACUGCCACGUUUGUAUGCACUGUUUUGGGGUAUUGGACAGACUGUUGUAGCAGGAUGUGUUGGAUUUACAAGAAUUCUAGCAACUUUAUAAUGGAAAAGAAUGGUGUGAUGACAAAAUAUACUAUUAGCAAAAAAUGUUAAUGCACAUUGGCAUUUCUAAAGAAAAAGGGAGAACAAGUGAAUACUAUUUUAUUAGAAUUAGUAUUACUGAUAGAUAAUAGUGUAUAAGGAAAUUUGUACAUACAUGGAUAUAUAAUGCACAUAUGUAAUAAUGAAGACUUAAGGUGGCGUGUGUAUUAUUAGAUUUUUAAAUUGAUCAGAAAAUAAAAUGUUAUUUAUUAUCAACAUAGAA
This is a messenger RNA of Megalopta genalis, 751 nucleotides long. RefSeq names its product transmembrane protein 170A. The record is from RefSeq and is a predicted model, not a curated record. NCBI's taxonomy places the organism in Eukaryota, Metazoa, Arthropoda, Insecta, Hymenoptera, Halictidae.